This is a messenger RNA of Leucoraja erinaceus (little skate), 8216 nucleotides long. RefSeq names its product bone morphogenetic protein 3 (gene bmp3). The record is from RefSeq and is a predicted model, not a curated record. Gene Ontology annotation, molecular function: cytokine activity; growth factor activity. Gene Ontology annotation, cellular component: extracellular region. Bases 540 to 1913 code for a protein of 457 amino acids. Gene Ontology annotation, biological process: BMP signaling pathway; SMAD protein signal transduction. Lineage: Eukaryota; Metazoa; Chordata; Chondrichthyes; Rajiformes; Rajidae. The transcript has 3 exons.
GACAGAUUUACUAGUGUGUAUCUCUCGUUCCCCGCAGCAGUCAAUUUCUGCAAUGUAAUAAUCCACAGUCUGGCUCACACGCAGCUCUAGGAUCUGAAUAUUUGAUCUAUCACCUCUCGACAUCUGAGAUGUCUUUGGCUUUUUGAAGUCUGAUUUGAUUUAAGGGAGUGAAGCAGUGUGAUUGGUCGGGCCGAAGCUCUGCGUUGUGCUAGGGCACAUAACACAGUGCGUCUGCACUCAGAUAGGAACAGAACAGAACAGAAGAGUCCGAAACAGACAGACAGAGAGGAGUAGAGGCAAGCGGCGACCACAGCCUAACGGCAUCAGUGCGGAGGCAGUCCCGCACAAACUCAGCAAGGUCGGCAUAAAGUUAUCUGCUCAUCGGUCACCUACCUGCAGCCGCUCCAGAGCAGCACGGAACUCAACAGGAACAGUCUUGGAACUUUCCGAAAGCAAAAAAUAACCAACGCAAACUCUUUCUUUACUGCCCGAAGAGCUGAUAUUUCCAGAUUCGUGUGCAGUUUUGUUUGAAGUAGAGGAUGGGCAAGUUUGGAGCGCUGGUGCUUGCGUGUGUCGGGUGGACCUGUUUAACGGCGGCAUUCCCGGACCUGCUCAAGGAUCACAUCCGCGGGCUGCGGGGAAUUUCUGGCUCGGCUGAGAAUUCGACAGAGUCCUCCCGGAAGGAGAGCCCCUCCAUCCCCAAAGCUCCAGAGCAGCCCCAGGACACCAUGUCGGAGCACAUGCUGAUGCUUUAUGACAAGUAUAAUAAAGCUGGCUACCUGUUUAAGGAUGGCAACACGGUCCGCAGUUUCAAAGCUAAUCUGGGAUGGAUUGGAGGCAAACAGCUGCAGAUUUUUAACCUGACCUCGUUGGCUAAAUCAGAAGACAUUUUGUCUGCCACUUUACAUUAUUAUGUAGGUGACCUUGCGAACAACACUCGGAUGUGUCCUUACUUAAAUGGCUGCAAUCUUCGUUUUCAUAGAAAACAAGUCAACAUUGAUCUAUCCAUCUGGGUUUUUGGCAAUAAUACCAGAAUUCUACGCCGUUAUGUGAUAAGUACAUCGACGUUUUAUCGAGACUUCCUCUUUUGGCAGUGGAAAGACAUCACACGAGCAGUAAACAAUGUCAAGUCAAAUGAUAAUCUAUUGAUUGGAAUUGAGAUCACAUCAUCUGGUCCAACCAUUUGGACGCAGUUGCUUUCAAAGCUUCCUCCUUAUAUAUUGGUGUACGCGAAUGAUUCUGCAAUUUCAGAACCGGAUAGUGUGACAAGAACCCUUCAGAGAAGGCGGGGAUCCAUCGUUACCAAAAUGCAGAGUUUCGGAAUCAGCGCGGCAAAUAGGACAUUUGAACUGAGGAGGAAACGGUCCACUAACUUACUCAUGCCCUUGCAUAACAACGAGUUACCCGGAGCAGAGUAUCAAUACAAUGAGGCUGAUGCAUGGGAGACAAGGAAGCCUUAUAAAAAGCUGCUUCCUCGGCCAACAGACCAGCAGAGGAAGGGGAAACAGAGGAAGGGCAACAGGCAGAAAUCGCAAACUCUACAGUUUGAUAAACAAACAUUGAGGAAAGCAAGACGGAGACAGUGGAAUGAGCCCAGAAACUGUGCCCGCCGUUACUUGAAAGUGGAUUUUGCAGACAUUGGAUGGAGUGAGUGGAUAAUCUCUCCCAAGUCUUUUGACGCCUACUAUUGUGCAGGUGGUUGCCAAUUCCCCAUGCUAAAGUCAUUGAAACCAUCCAACCAUGCCACGAUCCAGAGCAUAGUGAGAGCAGUGGGUGUGGUUCCGGGGAUACCAGAACCAUGCUGCGUACCCGAGAAGAUGUCAUCGCUAAGCAUCUUAUUUGUUGAUGAAAACAAAAAUAUUGUGCUGAAGGUCUACCCGAACAUGACAGUGGAAUCAUGUGCUUGCAGAUAACUCCAAGGGGUGGGUGGGCUUUGAUUUUUGGGUAUGCGCUGCAGGUAUUUUUUUUUCUUUCUUUUUCAUUUUAAAUGAAAGAAGGAAGUCUUCCAAUUAAUGAGAACCAGCAGUGUCUUUGGAUGAAAGGAUCUGAAAGAUGAUUUAUCGUGUUCUAGAUAAACCCAAACACCUGCAUUAAAGAAGCAACCUUCUGAAGCAACAGCACAUGGAGGUGCCAGAGUCCUUGUGUCUAGAAUUCAGGAAUGAGAAUGGAGCUCCAUUUACUGUAGGUUUCUUUUAAGCUUUUAAAGACAAAUUGAUAGAAAUUGCCAUUGCACUUCAACAGAUACUCUUUACAGCUGAAUUAUGGUUAAUUUCACUUCUUCCACCCACCAGCUCCCACUGUCCCCCACCCCUUGCUUCCAAUUUCAGUCUGUAAUGAACAUUUUGAUUUAACCUUUUUAUUUUAUUGCAGUACCCUGUACUAUUAAAUAAUUAAGUAAUUUGAAAUGUAACACAGUUAUGUGAAUCAAUGCAAAUAUAUUAUUUGAAAAUCAAUCAAUUUAUCUUUUUAAACACCUUACAAUAGUUCACAUGUUUUUAUGUGUAAUGUAUUAUUUAAUAUUAAUUGUCCACACUUUGUAAUGCAUAUUUUGGAAAAUAUGGUAUGAUAUUCAACCAGAUUUUCACCAGGCAGGCAAGGUAAAUUAGUGCUCAAAGCAACAGGCUGGUUGCAGGAUGUUUUCUGGAGCUUUUCUGGAGAACGUACCUGCCAGGUAUAGUUGCAGCACAUCACGAAACACCCAUAAUUAUCAGAACUGCAAUGAUCUGGUCAUACCUGUUCCACUUACAAACGGACAAACAAAGCAGGAACAAUGUUACUGGUUACUUUGUUAGUUCCAUUAACUACAUUGGAUUUAAUAUGUGUAGUGUCAGUAAAGAAGAUGCAACAUUUCUCACGCCAUUUGAAAUGCCCCUCCUAAUAUUAAUCAAAAAGAAGGUAGGGAUUGUAAUACCGCAGCAACUACAAGACCUGGCCUCACGUUUAGUUCAUAAACUGGUCCCUUCAAUACAAAGCUGCAGUAACAUAGUUGCUAUAAUUGCCUCGGUGGUUACUGAAUUGUCAAAAUUGUUAGAUAUUUGUUAGUUUGGUUGGAUGUUCUAUUACUCUUGAUUAUAGCAUUAAUGUUGUGUUAACCAAGCUAAUGCAUUAUCUGCUUCACUGGAAGGUGACUGUCAGUUCCUGUGCUCCUUUUAAACUCAACAACAUCCCAGUUCUUCUGCUCUCUUUAAAGUUACAGAUUUUGCUGGAAGGUGUUAUAGAUUCUGCUUUAUAGCUCUUUAAAAACAAUUACAAGUAUGUUGGACCAUGAGUUAGAAUAACAUCAAAAAGCCCAGAAUAUCUGCCAGUUUGACCUCGCCAAUGUUCCAAGUAUAUUGGUUUUAGGGAGUUUAACUGAAAAUCUUUUAUAAUCAGUCGUACUCCAGACUAAACAUACAGACAUAGGAUUACUAUGACAAACUAUAUCCUUUAUUAAUUAUGUCUAUCAUAUGCUGCAACUUUGUCUGUUUUUGGACAGCUUUAAUUCAAUAAUAUCCAUUUUGAUGUAAGGAAGUCAUUGGAUAAAAAAUAAAGGACAUAUUUAUUUUACCAUUAAAUUUAAAUUGAAUAUGCUGGAGAAUUAAAUGUGGCUUUAAUUUAGCCACUGGUGAAACGUCUAAGUAUUUCAAAUCCGAAGUGAAGCAGUGAAGUUGGCUGCAGAUUGCCUUAAAGAUGGUAGCCAGGCUAAGGUUUACCUUUUGAAAGCAUAGCCAACAAUACCUAGUUGCAUUUUCAAAAUUAAAAAAAAUAAUAAUAUUGGCAUAGUGUAUCUUUCACUGCAAAUCUAACGAUUGACAGUAUUGCAUAAUUUCCAUAGCUUUGUUUUAAGUUUUGCUGUAUCACAUUUGGGCUGCAACUUUCUGUUAAAUCUCUUAUAUCAUUUAUUUCUUUAAUGCAAAGAUAGGUUCAAGGGAUAACAAAUUAAUAAGGUGUGAAUUAUUAGAAAACUAUGAAAUUCACUGCAUUCCAUUUGUUGGUCCAAAUAUAAAAAAUAAUUGUUUGGAAAAGUAAAGAGAAUUAGUUUGGGCCUUAUUCAGAGAUGGGCUGACAUACUAAGCAGGUCUUUGCACUGCAUGAACUUUGGAGGUGUAUAGAAAUCCUUUAUAUUGACCUAAAAGCAGGUGGAAUUAGAAUCAUUAACAUUGAUCCCUGAGAACGGAUGUUAUAGCAUCAAAAUCGAAAUAAGUAGGAAUCUAGUCCAAUUGAGGUAAUCCCUUCCUCUCUUAGAUUAUGUGUCAUCUUGAAUAUUAUUUGUGCAUAUUUUUAUUUGGUGAGUUUAACUUCCCAUUGAUUCCAAAGAUGAAUUUGAGAUCUGAUGUCAACUAUUUUUACCACUUUAUUUUAUAUCAGUAAAUAUCUUUAUUUCUUUAUAUAAAUAUACAAUAAUCGGAAAUGUUGGGAAGAAAAUAUUUAAGAAUCAUUUAAGAAAAUAAUUAUCACCCAUGUCAGUUUUCAGUUAAUUAAAAAAAAUCCAAUAUAUUUUCACUAUUUAAGUAGUUAUGUAUGUGAAUGUAUUAAGUAAUUUUAAUAUCAGUUUUGUAGAAAUACCAUAUUAGAGUUGCAACAAAAGUAAACCAAAAUAAAUUGCCAAUUGAAGAUAAAAUUAAUUGAAUAGAUGUGUUCCAUUUCCCUCCCAUCAGAUCUAGCUAUUAGUUCUUAUUAUAUUGAACCAGUAUGACUCAAAUUGCAUGCUUUCUCUUAUACUUUAAAAUACUUUUAUAUACAUGGAUUAUUAUUAUUACAAAGGCAUCUGUGAAGCAGUUUGCCUCUGUUUUAUCAAAGCUUAAGCAAAGUUGCCAAUUUAACAAAAGUGAUUCAAUUUUAAACGUGUAAUUCUUUAUUAUUAAAAAUAUCAAAGAUAAUAACAUUUCCAUUGUUAACUUUGGCUAUAGACAACAAUAUUUAAAGAGGGAUACAAUCAUAUGGUUUUGUAUUGCUUAAGCACAUUUGUAACAUUAUAUUGCAAUAUAUUUUUCAUUUCUUUGUAUUUUGGUUAGUGUGCUCUUUUGGAUAUGGUUGCAGCAGAUUUUUUAAAAAUCAAAACUUAACUCAAUUGUAAAAAAAAUCCUGUAAACAUUUAAUUGCAAUGUAAUAUUGUACAAUAGUUUUAAAAUAGUACAUAUUUGUAUAUGGAAGGAAACCUUGUUGAAAAGCUUUUUUUUUAAUUUAUUUUAUUUUUGGCUGCAAUUCUUUCCUCCUUUUUUACAGUUUCAAUGUUUAGUUGCAGUAAAGUGUAUUGAAGACAGCGGGAGGGUAAUGAUACCAUCUUUAUUUUCCUGAACACUGCAAAGCAUCUGAAAUGAAACUGUGAAGGGCACGUUACUACUGAUAUCUGAGCUUAAUUGUUUCAUAGUGUUUUAUUGCAAUAAUAGCAACCUUUCUCACAAUCUUUGAAAAUAAAUAAAUUUAGUUAUGUAAUUAACAAAAUCAUUUAUUUCUGUGUUAUGUUUCUUGGGAACCAAAUACUCAUCGAACAGAUGUAGUUUAAAAAGCUUGUUUGUUUCUUCUCAUUCUUCUAUCCUUGGAUCUAUUUUAUUUUUAAUCUUCUUACUUAGUAUAACCUGUUUCUCCAGAUGAGCUAUUUUCCAUCUUCAUUUUCACACUCCUUUGAAUGCAGUGAGAUAUGGUAAUAGGUGUCGGCCGGAUGGUAAACCGUGUAACUUGAUCCACUCAAGAUCCCCAAUUAAAAGCAGAUAUCAAGAGCAUAAGCAAGACUUGAGAUAAUAUUUCUUAACCACGUUGCAUCUCCAUUUACCUAGAUGAUCAAAUCUAAUACAGCGGUUAUAUCAAAAACCUUGAAGCAGAUAGGAUAUACGGUAUGGGUGGCGCAUAUAUUCAAAUGUGCCCACACAUUAACCUCAAGUCUUUUGUAACAUUAAAUGUAGUUUAUUUUGAUAUCAUGUUCCUCCACUGUGCAUGUGGCCUCACUCUGGCAUUGGAGGAGGCCCAGGAUCAUUAUGGCAAUAGGAAUAGGAGUAAAAAUGGUUAGCAACCGAGAGAUCAGCAGGCCUUGGCUAGUGCAAGUGUUCGGCGAAUUGGUUGCCGAGUCGAUGCUUUGUCUUGCCGAUGUAAUGGAGGCCAGAUUGAGGCCACAUGCAAACUGGAGGAACAGCAUCUCAUAUUCCACUCGGGCAGCUUACAACCCUCUCUCUUUCCGAGAUGUGUCUCAUUUCUCUCAUUAUCCCACCUCCCUUUCCCCUUCCUACAAUGUCUUUCUACCUAGACCCCUUCCUCUGGAUUAAUAUUUCACUCCUUUCCACUUAUCUCACAGCCUUUUCUCUUCUUUUCUGCCAUCUGCCAAUGAAACCUAUCCACCGAACACUUGCCAGGCUUUGUCUUGGCCCGACCUCUCCUCCAGCUUUCUUGCCACUACUACAAUUAUUCUGAAGAAGGGUCCCACAAUAAAACAUCACCCAUCCAUGUCCUCCAGACAUGUUGCUUGACCUGCAGAGUUACCCGAGCAUUUUGUGUUUUUUUAAAUAAAUAAAAGAGUACAAUGAUGUAGUGUAAAAACAAAUGGUAGAUUUCUUGUAAGGCAGUGCACUAAGACCACAUUUCUAGCAACAUCUUUCUAGUAACACGUUUUUAGAAAUAUCGAGUAUUAUCUUGGCCUGAAAAGCCCAUUGUAAUGAAGGCAGCACUGGAUCAAUGAUAUAGAGUCAGCCUGGCCUGAUGAUGCCAUUGAUGCCUUCCCCACCACUCCGUGCAGCUGCUGCAGGUCGCAUCCAAUCCAUGGGGCUUCCAGCGGCAUUUGAUCUAUGUGAUCCCCCUCUGUUGUAGGAUCUCCAGUGGCCCCGUCCACUGAUACCUCGACCUGCCAACAUUGUAAACUCAUUGUUUAUUGCCUCGUGCAGCCGCCGCUCCAGUUCCGUAUGUCGCCGUCACUCCCUUUCCAUAGCUGUCCUCAAAACCUUUAGAGCAUUUCCGAGAGCAUGGGAGGUGAGCUGAGCUGACAGCCCAUUCACCAAUCUUCACUCUCACCGUCCACUGCCAUCAUCUCACUGGGCGAACUGAUCAUCCAACCUCCUUUCAUGGUUAUCCUCCAGUGCUUUUCAAGCUGGAAAGGGUGCAUAGAAGAUUUAUGAGGAUGUUGCCAGGACUUGAGAGCCUCAGCUACAGGGAGAGGUUGAGCAGGCUUGGACUAUUCCAUGGAGCGCAGGAUGAUGAGGGGAGUCUCUUGCCCAUAGGAGAAUCAAGAACCAGAGGACAUAAGUUUAAGGUGAGAGGGGAAAGAUUUAAUAGGAACCAGAGGGGUAACUUUUUCCUUUCUUCAUUUUUAGUCUUUUAUUUGCAUAAUGAUGUGCUCCAUGCUUCCCAUUCAAACCUUCACAGGCAAUAUAAUUAUCCACUCAUUAAUACACUUCUCUUUUCCCACCAUCUCAAUAAUUGCUGCUCUAGAAUAUGAUAUUGCUGUGUAAAACGUAUUAUUGGUUCUGAUAUAUUUACUCCUGACUGAAGACAAUGAAAGGAUGGAAAGAUAGAACCUAAGAAAGAUAGACACAAAAUGCUGGAGUAACUCAGCGGAACAGGGUUGGUUUGGUUUGGGUUUGGUGAUGUUGUUUGGAGGGAAACAUUACCACCCAGAAGCUUUCCUUCUGAAAAUAUGCUAAACUGGAAAAGCUUUAAUUUGAUCAAUGUAGUAAUCUCACUCAGAGGAAGUUUUGAACAGAUAUGUGUAUCGCAUUCUAAUAGUUGGUAGUCUCAGCGUAAUUGGAGAAGUAACAGCAAACAAGGUUAUACGAAGAUAAUUAGAAAGUAAAUAUCAAAUUACAAAAGGAAUUGAAUGGAGUUUGAAGUAAUGACAGAGAUCAAAUAAGAAGGCAAAAGAAAUCCAUGAGGAUCAUCGUCAGUAAGAAUAGGAGAAGUUAGGGACAGAUUGAAGUGAAAUUUAAUGAGGCCUAUCUUUUAAAUAUUUUCUCUAACUAAGCUAUUAAUGACUUGCACAUUUAGUAUUGAGUGGAAAUGAAUUUUACAAAAAAUAUAAUGUGUUCAAUCAACCUACGAAUUAAUGAAUUAGUGCUAUACAAACGGUUAAGCUCUCUUUUCGUCUUGGUGACUGUCAGCCAAGGUUUAGUAAUUGAAUUACCUACUUCUACCACCAGAGGUCAGGAGGAACUAACCCUGCCACUACUUUAUUAAUUUAACUAGAAUUUGACCAGAAACAUUUCAGUCAGGAUUUCCCUCAUUACCUGCAUAUUUUGAUUAGUAAUAAAUAUAUU